This is a messenger RNA of Rhipicephalus sanguineus (brown dog tick), 5585 nucleotides long. RefSeq names its product protein RRP5 homolog. Gene Ontology annotation, cellular component: nucleolus; small-subunit processome; nucleus. Gene Ontology annotation, biological process: rRNA processing. NCBI's taxonomy places the organism in Eukaryota, Metazoa, Arthropoda, Arachnida, Ixodida, Ixodidae. Gene Ontology annotation, molecular function: RNA binding; protein binding. The record is from RefSeq and is a predicted model, not a curated record.
UGCGGCGUGCGAAAAACGUGGUUGAUGCGCUUGAUGUGCUAGAAUUGCUACGGAUGAUAUUGGCAGAAGUAAUAUAACGGUGUAAUUACCGUCCAUUAACAUUGCUUGUACAUUUCGUGCGUGGGUUCAGUGCCGUCCAAUGGCAAAAAUGAGCAAGUCGCUGGAAAACAUGGAUGAUGGCGAACUGCCUCGUGGUGAAGAGCACAGAACACCUUCCACUGUGAAGCGAUCCGCUCUCGAGAAGGAUGAUCUGUUCAAGGCCCGUGACAGCGACCUGCCGAAAAAGCGCAGUCGUAAACGAAAGAAGAAGAAGUCAGAUGAAGAUGAAGCUGAGGAGGAUGAGUCAUCAUCUGUAGCUGUGGAGCCACUGACAAUUCGUCUGCUGGCCGAGGGUUUGGUGGUGCUGGGCCGUGUGCAGCAGGUGCAGGAGUUUGGCCUGCGUAUUUCCCUCCCAGGGGCCAUCACGGGCCGAGUAUCCCUGACCAACAUCUCACAGCCGUACAGCCUGCUGCUGCGCCAGUUUGCCCAGGGGGUCCAGGAUCAAACCACAGAGAUACUUCCCCUGCAAAAGCUAUUCCAAGAAGGCCAAACUGUAGUCUGUAAAGUUAUUGCUGCUGCUCCAGUGGAAUGGGGAUCUUCCAAGGUGUCUGUUGACCUUUCCUUGGAUCCAGCUGCAGUGAAUGCCUCGAUGACACCAUCUGUCCUACAGAAAGGAAUGGUACUCCAGGCAGCAGUGUCGAGCAUAGAGGACCAUGGGUACACCAUGGAUUGUGGAGUGGACGGUGUCACUGCCUUCCUUUCUCGGGCUGAAGCAACUCCAUUCAUCAAGCAGUGCAAUGCAGGUCAUGCACUUUCUGUUGGCCAACUGGUCCCGUGUGCAGUUCUGGCUAAUACUGGAGGUGGCCGAGCCUUACAAUUGACAGCACGACCUUCAACUGUCAAUGCACCGCUGUCGCAGAGUGAAGGGCUGGUGGUAAGCUGGAAUGGUAUAGAAGCAUGUGUGCACCGCAGCCACUUGCCAGGACCAUGGGAUAGCCCAGAGGACAUCACGGUGGGUCAGACAUUAGUGGGCACGCUAUUGUACGUGCAGCCACUUGUUCAGCGACCCUACUUAAGUCUUCAAAAGCCCUCGAGUCGAGGUACGUUUGGAGCAAUUCGCCCUGGUGCCCUCUUGGAGGGUGCGGCAGAAGUCGUGGCCAUAGAGGCUGGUGCUGUGCAUCUGCGCCUCGAGCCCAGCGGUCUUCGUGCUCUCUGCCCUCGACCUCUCGUGGCUGAUGAAGAUGUUGAAGAUGCCCGCGACUUUGUCGCCGCUGGUGAACGUCUGAGUUGCCGUGUCAUGGCUCUCAGCUACAUGGAUAAAGUUGUGGUUGUGUCCCUAAAGAAGUCCAUGCUGUCAGAAAAAUAUGUUACCCCCGAUGCUUUGGUUCCAGGAGCCAAGUUCGAAUGUACGGUGCGGCAAAUGCAGCGUUCUGGCAUACUGGUCAGUUUGAGCCCAUGGACGGCAGGCUUUAUUCAAAAGCUACAUGUGAGUGGUCCGGGAGAAGAACAGCCCACUCUUGGCUCUAAAGUGCGAUGUCGUCUGCUCAACGUUGAUCGCAGCUUUGACCCGCCAAGGCUUCUUCUGACCUGCCGACGUGCGCUGGUCACUUCAAAGCGCCCACUUAUAACCUCCUAUGAUGAUUGCAUUCCUGGUAAACUUAUAGAGGGCCUUAUUGUCCAUGCCACACCACAAGGCCUCCUUGUGACUUUCUACAACAAUAUUAAAGGCUGGGUGCCUUCUCGGGAAAUGCCUCAUUCUGGCCAUGGCACAAAUGCAAAUUACACUGAAGGCAAGGUUGUGACCUGCCGUGUAGUUGACUGCCAACCCUCAGAAGAACGUUUGACAUUGUCACUAAAGCUGGCUCCGAAAGGGGAACAAGAACAGGAAAAGCAAUCUGCCCAGGAAGUUACAACGUCCACGAAGUCUGGUGCCAUGGAAGUGGGAACACUUGUCUCGGGUUGUGUCGAAGCUAAGGUGAAAGAUGGCUUCACUGUGCGACUUCGCACUGGAGAAAGUGCAUCUCUUCCCAAGCAGCACCUGUCUGAUUUUGAGCCACACUGUGUCCGUCUUCAGCAGCUGCUUGCAGAGGGAACCAACCUCACUAACCUCGUUAUUUUCAACUCCUCAGAGAGCCUUGUUGUGUCACGAAGAACAUCACUUGUGAAUGCAGCUCAGAGGGGGUUGCUUGUUUCCCAUUUUGAAGAUAUGGCUCCAGGUACUCUUGUUUUUGGUGUCCUGUUAGCCUUUGUGAGGCAUGGUAUGCUGCUGGAACUCCCUGGAGGCAUCCGAGGCUUUGUUCCACUCAAGGAUGUUUCUGACGAAUUUAUUACGGAUGCCUGCAAGUCGGGUUUUGUGAUUGGCCAGUGCCUGGUGGGCAGGGUGACCAAAGUGGAUUCUGAAAAACAGCAAGUCUGGUUAAGCACAAGCAUGCGCAGUUGUGGCGAAAAAAACUUUGGCAGCACAAUGGAGUGCCUUGCAGCACAACUUACUGAUGAGGAACUUAUCUCAAGAUUGGAGCAAACUCAAGAUCCGAUUGUUGGCAGCAUUGUCAGAGUGACUGUACAGGAUGUAGAUGAAGAGAACCAGCUUGUCCAUUGCAAGAUUGCGGAAAGUACGCUAUCUGCCACAGCUGAAACUGUUCCAGGCAGGAGCAUUGCAAGCGGUAGCACACACGAGGCUGUCGUUCUCCAUUGUAGUACUGCACACUUGAAUGUCGAGCUGUGUCUUGACCCUCAAGUUGUACGGAGUGUCAGCGCAGCGAGGAGGACAAAGCCUGUUCUGCGGCGCAUCCAGUCUGGUCGAUUGCUGCAUCUGAAGCCCAGUCAUGCGGUGGUUCUUCUGCAUUCUGGCCACUUGUGCCUGGUGCCUACCAAGAGUCAUUUCAACUCCACCUUUCAUUUGCCCCUGGAAAAAAAGGCCAUAGUUUCCGUGUGGACUUGGAAGCAUUGUGGAAAUGUUAUUGUUGGCUGCACAAAGGCCACUUUAGACUACUUAGGGCAUAAGGAAGUGGCCAAAUUCCACCCUAGAAAAGAAAAAGAGGCUGCAAGCGACACUGUGGUGCAACCAAGUAAAGAUUCGUGCCCAGAUAGUGGCAAAUUAAUGCCCAAUGUAGAUGGGGAAGAACUGGCUCAUGGGAAGCUUGACGUGAAAACACAGCAUCGCAAGCAAAAGAAAUCCCAAGUUGAGCAAGAUUGUCAUAUGGAUGAGCCUGAUAUUGACAAAGGCAAGAACUUCGGCAACAGAAGUUCUGGCACAGCUGCUGUGGAGGAAGACAAUUUGGAACAUACUGUUGGAAUGGCUAGAGGCAGUGAAACAGUAAGCACGUCACUACAACCAAGAGGAAUUGUCAGCCAGAAGUUGUCCACAAAAAAGCAAAAUAUGCGGAGCAUCAUGGCUAUUGUGAGAUCUGUGGAGAAGCUGCAGCUCAAAAUCACCCUUGAGAAUGGUACAAAGGGUCGUGUGCAUGUCAGCUUUAUUGACGCGAACCCAAAAGAGGGUGAGAGCCCACUGAAGAGGUUUGAGCCAGGUGAUCAGCUGGAGGUAUACGUCAUAGAGCGUGUUAUACCUCUUCAUAGCCGGGCAUUGGCAAUCACUGGACGCAGGAACUUUUGUGAAUGCAGCCUCUUCCCUGCUGAGAAAAACGAGUUUGCUCCAGCACCGGGUAGUGAGGUCAUUGGAUAUUUUUCACAUUUCUCUGAGGGAAGCCUGGUCUUUGCAUUGACACAUAACAAAAUGGGCAGACUUCCAGUCUUGAACAUGGACCUACCACCAUCGAGGCUUGGCUACAUACACACUGAACUUAAGGCUGGCCAGGCUGUCAAGGUCAAGGUCCUCAGGGCAGAUGAAAGCUCGGUGGUUGAACUGUCACAGCUAGGUGUAACCACCUUAACUGUGGACAGUGUGGUGAAUGGCUAUGUUGUAAGUGCUCGAGCCGGUGUGGGCGCAUGCGUGUCUCUUCCACUUGGUCAUCGUGGGACAAUCAGCAUCACUGAUAUCUGUGACGAUUUCAGUCAAGCAGCAACACUGAUGGCCAACUAUGUUCAGGAACGCUAUUUGCGAUGCUACAUCCAAGACAUCGACAGUGAGACAAACACGUAUCACCUGUCAACAAGGGAGUCUCGGCUACAUCCUGAAAGUUGCAAAGAGAUUGAAGACAAGGAAAUCGUAGCUCUUAGCAGCAUCACUGUAGGCACUACCCUUCGAGGGUUUGUAAAGACUGUGAACAAACAUGGCUGUUUUGUCACUGUGGGAUGUGGAGUAGUGGGACUGAUACCCUUGUCAAAGCUGCCUGCUCACUUGCAACGGAGCCACAAAGCCAUGAAGAUCGGCGAGCUGGUCAGUGUUGUUGUGAAAAGAAUCCAGGCCUCGGAGAGACGGCUAUUCCUCGGUUUAGUGCAUCGUGUGCAGGCAAAUGCCACAUUGCCCCGCAAGAGGAAAUUGUCCAAUUCCUCCGCAGAUGAGCUAAUCUUUGACAGUAGCGAAAAGAAAAUUAAGCUUGACGACCCGCUGCCCCGACUCAGUCUGGAUGAGGGCUUCAGCUGGGAUGUUGAAGCCACCCCGGACUUGGGGAAGCUACUGGAAGAACGGCCAGCUGUCAAUAGUAGCGACGACGAAGAUGGUGAUGACGGCAGUGCAAAGAAAAGUCGCAAAGAGAUCCGUCAAGAAAGGGAGCAGGCUGAAGCACAGUUACGCAAGAAGGAACGCAUGCUGGUUGACCCAAGCCGUGAGCCUGAGACAGUUGAUGAUUUUGAUCGGUUGGUCUUGGUGUCGCCCAACAGUUCUAUAGUAUGGCUUCGAUACAUGGCUUUCCAUUUACGUCAAGCUGAGAUUGAGAAAGCACGUGCUGUAGCAAGGCGGGCACUGUCAUGCAUCGACUUCAGGGAAGAGCAAGAGAAACUGAAUGUGUGGACAGCACUGCUAAACCUGGAGCACUUGUACGGAACACAGGACUCUCUUGACAGUGUCUUCAAGGAGGCACUGCAGUUCAAUGAGCCGCUGAAGGUCUACAUGCACUUGGCGCAGAUCUAUGUCGAGGGCAACAAGAGGGAGCAAGCAGAGCAGCUGUACAAGCAGACGCUGAACAAGUUCAAACAGCAUGCAGAUGUCUGGCUUAGCUUUGGCCUGUUCUACAUGAAAUGUGGACAGAUUGAGGCUUGCAGGGCCCUUCUUCAGCGAGCUCUCAAAAGCCUACCGAGUCGGGAACAUGUUGUGCUUAUAACAAAGUUUGCACAAAUGGAGUUCAAAUAUGGUGAUGCUGAAAGGGGACAAAGUAUGUUCAACAGCAUCUUGGACAACUACCCAAAGCGCACAGACUUGUGGAUUGUGUAUGUGGACAUUCUCACAAAGCUUGGUGAUGUGGACAAUGCAAGAAAAACCUUUGAAAAAGCAACAUCACUCAACCUGAAUCCCAAGAAGAUGAAGUCUUUGUUCAAAAAAUGGCUAGACUUUGAAAAGGAACAUGGUGAUGCAUCACUAUGUGAAGUGGUGAAGCAGCAUGCAGUGCAGUAUGUUCAACAACGCACAGCAAAGAGUACACAUAUGUAAA